AUGGCCACUAUUGAUAAAGCAAAGGAUCUUAUGUACAAGCUUCAUAAGGCUUCUUGGGAUUCUUGGGAGGUGGUGGAGGCCAUCUUGGCGUUCAGCAAGGGGGAGGCUUUUUAUAAAAAGAUCGGGCGGGCGUGGAAGCGGGACUACCACCUCCACGGCCCGCCCGGGACGGGGAAGCCCACCAUGAUCGCUGCCAUGGCGAACCUCCUGGGCUAUUACGUCUACGACCUCGAGCUCACGGCGGUGAAGGACAACACGGAGCUAAAGAAGCUCCUGAUCGUGACCUCCAGCAGGGCGGUGAUCGUGAUUGAGUACAUCGACUGCUUUGUCGACCUCACGGGGCAGAGAGUGAAGAGGAGAGAAAAGGAGAAAGAGAAUGAGAACAACCAGGUGCUGCAUAGGAUGGGAAUGGAGGAGAAUGAGACGAAGAGCAGCAAAAUUACUCUUUCUGGGCUGCUGAAUUUAAUAGAUGGGUUGUGGUCUGCUUGUGGAGGAGCGAGAAUCAUUGUUUUCACGACCAACAAUGUGGAGAAGUUGGAUCCGGCGUUGAUAAGGAGAGGGAGGAUGGAUAAGCACAUUGAGCUGUCGUAUUGCAGCUUCGAAGGGUUUAAGGUUUUGGCGAAGAACUACGUUGGGGUGGAGUGGCAUGAGCUUUUUCCGAGGAUCGAGAGGUUGUUGGGGGAGGUGGAGAUGACGCCGGCGGAUGUGGCGGAGAAUUUGAUGCCGAGGAGCUUGGCCGGAGAUGCAGAGGAGUGCUUGGAGAGUGUGGUGAGGGCGCUCGAGGCUGAGCAGAAGAAGUUGAACGCAACAAUGAUGAAAACACCUCUCCAGCGGAGAAGAUUAACGGGAUCCUCGUCUCCGGAGGAGAAGAUAGAUGGAAUGCGAUUUGAAACAGAGGAUUCCUCGGUCGAACCUUUCAUGAAACAGUCAUUGGGGUCGAGGAUAUUAUAUAUAUGA
Messenger RNA from Salvia splendens (bonfire salvia), 957 nucleotides. RefSeq names its product AAA-ATPase At3g28580. Bases 1 to 957 code for a protein of 318 amino acids. The transcript has 2 exons. NCBI's taxonomy places the organism in Eukaryota, Viridiplantae, Streptophyta, Magnoliopsida, Lamiales, Lamiaceae. Gene Ontology annotation, molecular function: ATP hydrolysis activity; ATP binding. The record is from RefSeq and is a predicted model, not a curated record.